CUCGCAUUAACAGCUAGUUUUGUUUUUGGCUGAUGGUUAGGUUCGAUACCUGUUAUCUUAUUGUAAAUUUAUUUGUGCUAUAAUCAGUAUAAAACGGAAUGAACCUGAGAGUAUAAAUGUGCAGUGUCAGUGUGGGGUGCGGGUGUGACUUUCACUCUAUUUUCUUUGCACUUUACAGGGCACCAACACUUAAUCUGUUUCAAACUAUAUUAUAAGUUUUUUCGACAUAAUAAUGUUAAGGGAUGAGAACAACGUUGGAGUCGUUAUGAGAUCAUCAUGACAACAUCUCAAAAAAAGUUUGUACUAUCGAAUUCGUCUCUUCUUCUCUCAACUAAUUCACUUGACUAAAAAGCUCAUAAUUGUAAAAAAAAAGAAGCAUUGAAGCUGUUAAACAACUUCUAAAUCGUGAAAAGUACACAUUCUGAAGCGCUAUGAAAGCGUAAAAACUAUCUAACGACAAUUGUACGAUAAAUUUGCAUGUUUUUACUGUUUUUUUUUUUAUUGAUUGUGUGUCUGUCUGAGUAUUGGGAUUAUGUUGGCUGUAUUUUUCAUAGAACAUUGAAUAUGAGAUUGUAAAAUGAAUGAAACCAAUUAUUUCUAUUUUAUCAAAAAUGAUCUAUUUAUUGAAGUUUUCAUGGCUUACAUAUCGGAAGAUGAAUUAAAUUUUGAAUAAUAUAUCUAUAGAUAAAACAAAGAUAAAUUGUAUUAACAUGUGUUGAAUAAAUAUUAAUGCCAAUGCUUUGCUUUGUAUAUUUUUGUUCAAACCCAGUCAUUUAGAAUGAAAGCAAGAAAUUCGAAAAGCAAUGUUCAUUCAACGAUAUAGACCGACGUAUAUCAUUGUGUAUGUCAGUAUAUAUAAUUCAAUAAGGAUAGACAAGAAACAACAACAGAAAUGAGCGUUAGUAAGUUUGAAUUUAUACCUGCCGAUAUUAUUGUUGAAAUUUUUCAAUCAUUUUUAUUAUUAAAUAAACGUUUUGCAAGAAUUAUUACGGAUGAAUAUUUGUGGAACAUUCAUAUUGGUGAUAAUAUAAUGUCAUUAUUAAUGUUCAAUAACCUUUUUCAAAAUGUUUUGAAAUUAAUUGGACAACGUAUUGUCUCAUUACGUAUAAGAUUAAGCCAUAUUGUUGGUGGAUGA
Messenger RNA from Rotaria sp. Silwood1, 1135 nucleotides. The record is from the annotation of a GenBank genome assembly. NCBI's taxonomy places the organism in Eukaryota, Metazoa, Rotifera, Eurotatoria, Philodinida, Philodinidae.